AAUUAUGAACGCGCAAUAACAAAUGUCAAACAAAUUCCAAGCGGCUCAUGAUAACAUGGGAAAAAAGCCUUCUAUUUAAUGGAAUAUAACAAUAAUUACGUUAAAUUUAUGUGACACGGCUUCUUGUAAAUCUAUUCAAGAUGCCGAAAGAACAAUAUCGCGAAACUUAUGUCGGGAGAAAAAUUUCUCACGUUACGUUUAACGUGGAUAGCGCGUCUGCCAUCCAGCAGGCAGCUCACAUCCAGGUCAUCACUAAGAACCUGUACGCUCAGGAUGGACAGCGAGUGCCGGCGACGUAUGGAGUCCUCGAUAGGCGGAUGGGUACAAAUCAAAAGGAUGCCAACUGUGAAACCUGUGGCCUGGGGCUGGCGGAGUGCGUGGGCCACUACGGGUACAUAGAGCUGGCCCUCCCCGUCUUCCACGUCGGCUACUUCAGGUCCAUCAUCACUAUACUGCAGACUAUCUGUAAGGAAUGUGCAAAAGUGAUGUUAGCUGAACCUCUCAAAAAGUCAUUCCGACGGAAAUUCAUGAACCCUGAACUUUCGUACCUACACAAGAAGAACCUCCGUGCUGCUGUCCUCAAAAAGGCUAAGACUUGCACCAAGUGUCCUUACUGCGAAGCCUUGAAUGGUAUGGUGAAGAAGAGUCCCGCUGGUAUUCUGAAGAUUAUCCAUGACAAGUAUAGGACUAAGAAGCCGACGGAUCCUCUUGUGAAGAGGGUGCUGAGAGACUUUAAUGAGGCGAAGGAGUCUAAUAAGGAGUUGGCGACUAUGAUCAAUAGUGGAUUAAUUAUUGAGAUGAGUCCUGUAGAGGUACUGAACCUUUUCCGACGCAUCCCGGACGAGGACAUCCCGCUACUAGGCAUGAACGCGAAGCUGACGCGGCCUGAACACCUCAUCCUCACGCGGCUGCCGGUGCCACCGCUCUGCAUCCGUCCCAGUGUGGUCUCCGAGAUCAAGGCUGGCACUAACGAGGACGACUUAACAAUGAAGCAAUCAGAGAUUCUCCUCAUCAACGACGUGAUCGCUCGCCACAUCGCCAGCGGCGGCAAGAGCGAGCUGGUGCAGGAGGACUGGGACUACCUGCAGCUGCAUGCUGCGCUGUACAUCAACAGCGAGAUGUCUGGCAUACCGCUGUCUAUGCAGCCUAAGAAACCAGGCCGAGGUCUGGUACAGCGGCUGAAGGGCAAGCAAGGCCGCUUCCGAGGCAACCUGUCGGGGAAGCGAGUGGACUUCUCCAGCAGGACUGUCAUCUCACCAGACCCUAACUUGCAGAUUCAGGAGGUGGGAGUACCAGUCCACGUAGCCAAGAUCCUCACGUACCCUGAACGGGUGUUCCCGGCAAACCUGCAGUGGCUACGUCAGCUGGUCUGCAACGGCCCUGACGUGCAUCCGGGGGCUAACUACGUUCAGCAACGGGGGCUCAAGCAUAAGAAGUACCUGAAAUAUGGUAAUAGGGAGAAGAUUGCUCAGGAGUUGAAGUGCGGUGACAUAGUGGAGCGCCACCUGGUGGACGGCGACGUGGUGCUGUUCAACCGGCAGCCCUCGCUGCACAAGCUGUCCAUCAUGUGUCAUCGCGCCAAGGUGCAGCCGCAGAGGACAUUCAGGUUCAACGAGUGUGUAUGUACUCCGUACAACGCUGACUUCGACGGUGACGAGAUGAACAUGCAUCUGCCGCAGACUGAGGAAGCCAGGGCGGAGGCGCUCAUUCUUAUGGGGAACAAAUCCAACCUCGUAACUCCUCGCAACGGGGAACUCCUCAUAGCAGCCACCCAGGACUUCAUCACCGGCGGGUACCUGAUCACCCAGCGGGACUCCUUCUUCACCCGCGACGAGGCUCACCAGCUCGCGACCUGCCUGCUGUCGGGGCCUGACACGAAUAUGAGGAUCGAUAUGCCGACGCCAGCUAUUCUGAAGCCCAGGAUGCUUUGGACUGGGAAGCAGAUAUUUAGUUUAAUAAUGAAACCUAAUAAGAAGUGCGAAGUGAAGGCCAACUUGGAGACUAAAGGCAAGAACUACACUGGGAACGAGGACAUGUGUGUGCAGGACUCAUAUGUAAUAAUAAGGAACUCGGAACUCCUAUGCGGGUCCAUGGACAAGAGUACUCUAGGGUCCGGUACCAAGAAGAGCAUCUUCUACAUCCUGCUGCGCGACUGGGGCGAGGAGUAUGCCGUCAGGGGCAUGUGGAGGCUAGCGCGCAUGGCGUCGUACUACAUGAUGAACCGCGGCUUCAGCUUCGGCAUCAUCGACGUCACGCCCGGCAAGAAGCUCAUCGACGCCAAGAACAAACUGCUCGAGUCUGGGUACUCCAAAUGCGACGGUUAUAUCUUGGAGAUGGAGAAGGGUACCCUGCAGUGUCAGCCUGGAUGCACCAUGGAGGAAACCCUGGAAGCUGUGAUGCUCAGUGAGCUGAGUAGUAUCAGAGAGUUGGCGGCUAAAGCAUGUUUCCGUGAGCUGCACCCUACUAACGCGCCGCUUAUAAUGGCACAGAGUGGCUCUAAAGGUUCCAACAUCAACAUAUCUCAGAUGAUCGCGUGCGUGGGUCAGCAGGCGCUCAACGGCAAGCGAGUGCCCAACGGCUUCGAAGAUCGCUCGUUACCGCACUUUGAGAGACAUUCCAAGAUCCCAGCAGCGCGUGGUUUCGUAGAGAACAGCUUCUACUCAGGCCUGACGCCCACAGAGUUCUUCUUCCACACCAUGGGAGGACGUGAGGGUCUGGUCGACACUGCUGUCAAAACUGCUGAGACUGGGUACCUGCAGAGGAGAUUAGUUAAGUCUCUAGAAGACCUGGUCCUACACUACGACAUGACAGUCCGCAACGCCAUGGGCGAGGUGGUGGAGUUCCGCUACGGCAGCGACGGCCUGGACCCCUCCUACAUGGAGGGCAAGGACCGCCCCGUCGACCUCGCCAGGGUCCUCGCUGAUGUUCGCGCUAAGUAUCUGUCCAGGGAUGAAGACCCGCUGGACGGUGAUGGCAUAGUAUUAGCAGCUGAAGAAACCCUCGCUUUGGACGACUUUAAAACUUGCACACAGGAGUUCAAAAACGAGUUACUAACGUUCCUCAAGUCCAUAGCCUCCAAGGUCCGCAACCUGCGGACCCGGUACAGCCACUGCGGGCCCAUAGUGAAGCAGCUACAGCGGCUGACCCUGACGCAGCUGGUGCAGUUCCUGCGAGUGUGUCAUCAUAAGUAUCAGAGGAGUGUUAUAGAGCCUGGGACUGCGGUUGGUGCUUUGGCUGCUCAGAGUAUAGGAGAGCCCGGUACCCAAAUGACCUUGAAAACCUUCCACUUCGCCGGCGUGGCCUCCAUGAACAUCACGCAAGGUGUUCCUCGCGUCAAGGAGAUCAUCAAUGCUUCACGGAACAUCUCCACUCCCAUCAUCACGGCUGAGCUGAUGCAGCCACUCGAUCAGGAGUUCGCCAGAAGAGUGAAGGGGAGAGUGGAGAAGACUACGCUUGGAGAGAUCACAACAUACAUAGAUGAGGUAUACCUACCGAACGAAUGCUUCCUACUGAUCCGCCUCGACGCCGAGAGGAUACGGCUGCUGUGUCUAGAAGUUAACGUCGAGUCUAUCGUGUACUCGAUUUGCACAUCAAAACUGAAAAUCAAGCCGGCAAACAUCCACAUAGUAUCAGACUGGGCUAUCAAGGUAUCAGCCGAGCCCAGCAAGCACGGCGGCUGGCUGAACAUGUCGCUGCAGCAGCUCGCGAGGCAGCUGCCCCCUGUCGUCGUCAAGGGGCUGCCGCAGGUGUCCCGGGCUGUUAUCGCUUGUGAUGACACUGACAGCACUGUCAGAUACAAGCUGUGCGUGGAAGGCGACGGCUUGCGUGAUGUGAUCGCUACCUACGGAGUCGACGGCAGAAAGACCACCUCUAACAAUAUAUUAGAGGUGUACCACACAUUAGGCAUCGAGGCAGCCAAGUCCACCAUCAUCACGGAGAUUCAGGCGGUGAUGGAAGGUCACGGCAUGAGCGUGGACCGGCGCCACGUGGAGCUGCUGGCGGGACAGAUGACGGCGCGGGGCGAGGUGCUGGGCAUCACGCGCUACGGCCUCGCCAGGAUGAAGGAGUCCGUGCUCAACCUGGCCAGUUUCGAAAAGACCGCCGACCAUCUCUUCGACGCCGCCUACUACGGGCAAACGGACUGCAUCGAGGGUGUCUCCGAGUCCAUCAUCCUUGGAGUACCAGCUGCCAUCGGCACCGGAGUGCUGCAGCUGAUGCAUGCACACCCUCGGCCCGAGCCUAUAGUGCACCGGGAACUGCUGUUCGAUAGACCAGAGUAUCAUAGCUCUAUAUGGGAGUGACCUGAGGCCUCUGGUCCGAGAAGAGCGGCCAGAAAGAAGUGAAGUGUUCGUGGACUGAAUGUAGACUUGAAAGGUGGAGUGUGGACUGUUAUUGAAGAAAGACAGAUAAAUGGUGUUAUUGAACAUCUUUGGCAGUUGUUAUGGGAAGUCAGAAGCCAGUAAGUCUGACACCAGUCAAACCAACUGUAACUGGUUUGAGGAGGUCAGAUAGGGCAGUCGCUCCUUGUAAAACACUGGUACUCAGCUGCAUCCAGUUACACUGGAAGCCGAUCCCUACAUAGUUAGGAAAAGGCUCGAAAGAUUAUAAUGAUGAUGGUGCAAUUUGCCCCUGACUUAUUUAAGUCAAGCUAAAUAGCUGGCUAAGACAAACAAUGAAGAUUUUUUUUUUAAGUCGUAGUGUAGCUAUAGUAAUUGUAAAGCUUAUGUAUUUGGACAGUAAUUAAGAACAUACAGUCGUUUUACAGAUAUUUGGUUAACCUAAGGUUAGAUGUGUUUAAAAAUGGACUGAUCCAGUGUUUUUGUGAA
This is a messenger RNA of Helicoverpa armigera (cotton bollworm), 4826 nucleotides long. It is a transcript of the gene Polr3A, whose product is annotated as DNA-directed RNA polymerase III subunit RPC1. Gene Ontology annotation, biological process: DNA-templated transcription. Gene Ontology annotation, cellular component: RNA polymerase III complex. Gene Ontology annotation, molecular function: DNA binding. Lineage: Eukaryota; Metazoa; Arthropoda; Insecta; Lepidoptera; Noctuidae. The coding region runs from base 141 to 4301 and encodes 1386 amino acids. The transcript is spliced from 27 exons. The record is from RefSeq and is a predicted model, not a curated record.